AUGACUCUGUCGAAUACUCAUGGUCAUACAGCACAUAACGUGCAACUGUCAAAAUCUGAGAACGGAAACAUAAGUUCUUUAAUACCAGUAACUGAUUAUCUAAACCGAGCUGAAGUUGAUCACACAGUAGGUAAUUCAAAGAGCUCGUUAAGUUACAUUUUAUCGUCACCUUCUGAUACCAAAAGAAUGAGAGAUACGAUUCCAGAGUCAGAACAUGACUCGGAUUUACAUGUGCAUGCUUUUGUGCUUCGAAAUAUACUGAAUAGUCCACCAGUGGAUGAAAAUAAAAUAAAACUAGAGGAUAUUAGGCAGUACCAUGGUGAUAGCCUUGUAACCACCGACCUCAAAAGGAGCGGUUGUGAACCAGUCACCCCGCAAAAAGAGAAGUGUUUAUCAUCUAUACUAGAAGCAAAGGAAAACUAUAAUGGACCGUCUUCUAAUACUCUACCAUCAUCGUCAACAACGAAUGAUUACCCGAAACGAAGUGACAAAACUAAGGAUAAUACCAUAAAUCAGCAUAUACCGUCAGUGGCCUCUUUGUUGCGACAGACCUUGGGUACGUCUAAAACGUCAGAUUUAUCUCCGUCCAAUUACGCACCAGUUAACAAUAGAAUGACAAAGAAUAAUGCAGUAGAUGAUGUAAAACAUUCUAUUAAUAACUUAUCAUUGCCAAAUAUAUAUGAAGUUGUCAAUGGAAAUUCAGGAAUAACAAUUGGCACAUCUACCAGUAAUAUUUUGGCACAGCAGCAUAAGAAUAUUGGUAAGAAUGGAUCAAUAUAUGGUCCAUCACAACCACCUGCACCAUUACCGCCUCCUGUACCCUUUAUCAUUGGCACAAAUUAUAAUCCUUAUGGAAUAUACUCAAACUCAAAAGUAAAUCCAAAUCCAUCACAAUUGCCAUAUUCAAUUAUGGCCCCAUCCAGGUACGAACCAUAUAACAACAGACUUGGUGUAUGCCAGGCCGCCGAUUUUGCACGACCGCCUCUACCUACUACGUUUUCACCAUCUUCUCUACCUUCUCAACUGAAUUGUCAAUUUAUACCACAAGCAUCUAUUUCGUCUAUAAUACCAUAUUCAUCUUCAUUGGUUCAUGAUACCAAUGGAAUGUUCUAUGGUAAUAGCAAUGACGGCGUGAAUCACCAUAAAAACAUCAGUGAUAAUGCCCAUAGUGGAAUUAAUGGUAACGUUCAUAGUAGUGGUAAUGGCAAUGGCAAUGGCAAUGGUAAUAUUCAUGGUAAUUGUAAUAUCUAUGGCAACCUCCAUAUUCAUAUAAAUACUUCUCCUUCUCCACGAUAUCAAUUGAAUGAAGGACUUUAUAGCAAAGAAAACAUCCCUGUUAAAGGGAAAAUGGCAACCAAUUCUGUUGACAUGAAACCAAUAAAACUGGAGCAACCUAUGAUAGAGAUUAGAGCAAACAAUGAUGAUGAUGUGGGGGAGGAAAAGUCUGGACGCGUAAGGAGAAGAAAGUCUAGACAAUGUCAUAUCUGUGGUAAGAGCGUUACACGUACUAGUACGCUACAGACACAUAUGCUGGUUCAUACUGGUGAUAGACCAUUUGAAUGCGUAUGGUCUGGUUGCCAUAAGAGAUUCAAUGUUAAAAGUAAUAUGAAUCGUCAUUAUAAAUUGCAUUUAAAAAAGCAACUGGCGAAUGAAGUGUUAGCGGAUACUACUCAAAAAAAGGAAUUGGGAUCACUACAUGAUGAUAUUGAUGUUGCAGACGAGUACCAUGCGAAAAAUGAAAAUGAUUAG
Messenger RNA from Naumovozyma dairenensis CBS 421, 1749 nucleotides. Its product is annotated as C2H2-type zinc finger protein. Gene Ontology annotation, biological process: regulation of transcription by RNA polymerase II. Lineage: Eukaryota; Fungi; Ascomycota; Saccharomycetes; Saccharomycetales; Saccharomycetaceae. Gene Ontology annotation, cellular component: transcription regulator complex; PcG protein complex. Gene Ontology annotation, molecular function: RNA polymerase II cis-regulatory region sequence-specific DNA binding; DNA-binding transcription factor activity, RNA polymerase II-specific. The coding region runs from base 1 to 1749 and encodes 582 amino acids. The transcript has a single exon. The record is from RefSeq and is a predicted model, not a curated record.